Impatiens glandulifera is the source of this 1896-nucleotide messenger RNA. RefSeq names its product CBL-interacting protein kinase 2-like. Bases 338 to 1774 code for a protein of 478 amino acids. Gene Ontology annotation, biological process: signal transduction; protein phosphorylation. Gene Ontology annotation, molecular function: ATP binding; protein kinase activity. NCBI's taxonomy places the organism in Eukaryota, Viridiplantae, Streptophyta, Magnoliopsida, Ericales, Balsaminaceae. The transcript has 3 exons. The record is from RefSeq and is a predicted model, not a curated record.
UCUUUCACUCCCAGAUACAGAGGCAAACAAACGCCAGAUUUGAUUUGGGUUAUAAUUUAUCUACCUUCCUUCCUUCCUUCUCUAUCCGAGUCGAGUCGGUCUAGAAGAUCAUCAUACUCUUCAUCAAUCAUCAUCUGCAACUAUUACAAUUGCCCAGAUAUUUAUAUACAUAUAAAUUGUGAUUUUACUGUUAUCUCUUUGAUCUGAAAUCAAAGAUAUCGAUGUGCUUGAUGGUUCAAAAUUCAUCCACAAUUUUCUCCCUACAACUUCUUCUUCUUCUUGAUGAGACUGGAAAGUAAUAAUAGCAUGAUUCUGAUCUUAAUUAAUUAGUAGCAUUAUGAUGAUGGAUAAGAAAGGGAGUGUGUUGAUGGAAAGGUACGAGGUAGGGAGAUUACUAGGUCAAGGAACAUUUGCAAAGGUUUACUACGGAAGGAGUGUGAAAACUGGUCAGGGUGUGGCCAUUAAAGUAAUAGACAAAGAGAAGAUUGUGAAAGUUGGAUUAAUAGAACAGAUUAAACGUGAAAUCUCUGUCAUGAGAUUGAUUAAGCAUCCGAACGUGGUCAAUCUUUACGAAGUCAUGGCUACAAAAACCAAGAUCUAUUUCGUAAUUGAAUACGCUAAAGGAGGUGAGCUUUUCAACAAAGUAGCUAAAGGAAGGUUAAAAGAGAAUACAGCUAGAAAAUACUUCCAGGAAUUGAUCAAAGCAGUCGAUUUCUGUCACAGCAGAAGUGUUUAUCAUAGGGAUAUCAAACCGGAGAAUCUAUUGUUAGAUGAAAAUGAAAACCUUAAAAUAUCUGACUUCGGUUUGAGUGCACUUGCUGAUUCAAAACGACAAGAUGGUCUUCUUCACACCACGUGUGGAACCCCGGCUUAUGUUGCUCCUGAAGUGAUUAACAGGAAAGGGUAUGAUGGUAUAAAAGCAGAUAUUUGGUCGUGUGGUGUCGUUCUCUAUGUUCUUUUAGCUGGUUAUCUUCCGUUUCAUAAUUCUAAUUUAAUGGAGUUGUAUAGGAAGAUCGGGAAAGCUGAUUAUAAAUGCCCGAGUUGGUUUCCACCCGAAGUUCGUAAAUUGUUAGCCAGAAUCCUCGACCCACAUCCCAGUACCAGAAUCUCCAUUGCCAAAAUUAAGGAGAAUUCAUGGUUCAAAAAAGGUUUAAACGCCAAAGCAGAGAACAUCACCACUACUGCCACGAAUGACAAUAAUUCAGAUGUGGCUUCAACUUCUAAUCAAUCCAACAACGACGACUCAACUUCAUCUGGGGAGGAUCAAAAGCUGGCUAAUUUAAACGCAUUCGAUAUAAUAUCGUUUUCAGCUGGUUUUGAUCUAACAGGGUUGUUUGAAGCUCCUUCUGAGAAAAAAGAGGUGAGAUUUACGUCAAGAAAACCUGCCUCUGUUAUCAUAUCGAAACUAGAGGAAAUCGCGAAAACAUUGAAGAUGAAGGUGAGCAAGAGGGAUGCAGGUUUGCUUAAAUACGAGGGAUUGAAGGAAGGACGAAAAGGGUUUUUGUCGAUUGAUGCAGAGAUAUUUGAAGUAACUUCUUCGUUUCAUUUGGUGGAAGUAAAGAAAGCUAACGGAGAUACAAUUGAAUAUCAGAAAAUGGUGAAAGAAGAGAUGAGGCCUGCAUUAAACGAUAUUGUUUGGACAUGGCAAGGCGAACACCAACAAUUGGAACAAGAUUUGCAAUUGGAACCUUCAUCAUCAUCGACAACCCAUGAAGAAGAAGAAGAAAAGACAACAACCAUUCAUGAUCAUGAGCAACAGUUCAAUUCAUUAUAAUACAAUACAGUAAAGAAUAAAAGAAAGACAUAUACAAAUUGAUGGAAAGGAAAUUUAAGAUGGGGAUGAAACCAAGUUCUUCCAAAGGUAGCGGCCGCUAGCCAUAUCAACACAAGUCCGAA